AUGGGGUUGAAAAGCAGGAAACGGAACAUCAGCUACAUUUCAACUUCAGUCCCCAAAGCCGCAAAUGUACCUACCGCGCUCUCCGAAUCAGACUCCAAGACAUUCAGCAGUGACACCAACUCGGACAAGCCGUGGAAGAUGAAGAGCCCGAAGCAAGACAACAGACAUAUGUGUCAUGCUGUGAAGGAUCGACAAGCAGCACGACUGAGGCCAAAUCGUACGACGGCGAGACGCAGUCUCGCUUUUGCCAAUGCGCGGGCAGCGUCCGAAGUCGCCAAGUCGUUUGACGCGACCUGCGAAGCGAACGAGCUGAUGCCGAACGAGUCAGCAACAGAAACGAAUAAGAAGAUGACGAAGAAGACGAAGAAGAGAAUGAGAUCGGAGAAGGCCGAUGGUGUCGCGGCUACCGAUACUUCUACAUCGACCGGUGCUGAUGACGCCAACGACAAUACAACGAACAGUCUGACAAAGAACAGCAGCUCGGACACAGUCGAGGUUCCUGUGUCAGCCCGGGGUUCCACUACCGCCGACGACGCUUCGGUGUCAGCGUCGGCCAACGAUACCGAGAACGAGCUGGACAAGCGUCUGCGCCUGGCGGCCCGCAACGCCAGCCGUCUGGAGCGCCAGGCCUACCUCAAGGAGCAGCAGAAGCAGAAGGGGAAAGAUGAGGAGAAGGAGAAGGAGGCUCUGCUUCUUAAACAGCAAAAAGAGCAUGAGCUGAUGGCUUUUACGCCCAAGACGCCGCUCUGCCUGCCGCCGCGGUCGAGCCCAUACUCGCCCGGCUCCAGAUGUCGCCUGCCCUACCCGACCAAGAAGUACCGCGGCACGCCCGUCACGAAGAACACGAACGGAACGAUGGAAAAGGUGGGCGCCACACAGCCAGCGGGAGGCCCGGCUGUGGAAAGCCCAUUCGGCACCGGAGGUUGGGGACUGGGAUACAGCAGCGAUGUCGAGGACGGCGGUGACGACGUCGGCCACGCCGACAACGAACGCGUCACGUCUUUUGUGGCUCGACUGCAGGCGGCCAAGUGCUCUGUAGACGUGCCUGCCCGCGACAAGAACAUCCCACCACCGCUGCUGUGUAAAGAGACGCCGUCCCGUGAAACUAGCAGCAGCAAAACAAGCACAUCGCCCCAGAAGACACACGUGGACGAACCGUAUGCUGUCAAGUCGCUGUCCACACCCGGCUGCUGGGAGGAGGAUGCGACGUCAACGACAGGAACAGCGCUGCUGCCGUUGAAGGACCAAGACAGCUCUCUUCGGUCGGCCGCUAUCAAUGAUAAGAGCCAGACGGACAAGAAGCGGAAAGGCCAAUUUAUCCACGUCUACCGCUACACGGUGAUCCCGCCGGUGGUUGCCGGAGAAAGCAAUGGAAGUGGUGCCGAGUGA
Sporothrix brasiliensis 5110 is the source of this 1389-nucleotide messenger RNA. RefSeq lists its product as uncharacterized. Lineage: Eukaryota; Fungi; Ascomycota; Sordariomycetes; Ophiostomatales; Ophiostomataceae. The record is from RefSeq and is a predicted model, not a curated record. The transcript has 2 exons. The coding region runs from base 1 to 1389 and encodes 462 amino acids.